Molecule: messenger RNA, 8378 nt
Organism: Monodelphis domestica (gray short-tailed opossum)
Lineage: Eukaryota; Metazoa; Chordata; Mammalia; Didelphimorphia; Didelphidae
Product: zinc finger protein 713-like
Biological process (GO): regulation of DNA-templated transcription
Source: RefSeq, a predicted model, not a curated record
AAGUGAAGGUGGCCCCGAGUCGCCCCUCCUCCUCCUCCUCCUCCUCCACUUCCAGAGAUCUUCCGGCUUUGGCCCCUUAACGGGCCGGCCGUAGAACGCCCUCCGCGCCGCGCCUGAAGCCUCGGGAACCUGGAGUGCCCAGGAUGGCCCUGCAGACGGACAGACUCCCAGCCCAGGAGGUGGUGACAUUCCGGGAUGUGGCUGUGGACUUCACCCGGGAGGAGUGGCGCCUCUUGUCCCCUCCCCAGAAGGAGCUGUACAAGGAGGUGAUGCUGGAGAAUGCCCGGAACCUGCUCUCUGUGGGAGAGAUCAUAUUUGAAAUGAAGGUGAAUUCAAGAGAAGUGAGCCUUCCUUUGGAAGAAAUGGACCUACAAAGAUUCAUGAGUGAUGGUCUUGUUAACUUUGCUUACAGGAAGUUCUAUGUUGCACCUCAAAAUUCAUCUCAUAAGGAAUAUCAAAGAAUGUACACUGUGGAAAAAUCUAUUGAAAAUAAUCAUUGCAGAGAAACUUUUAUGCACAGGGCCUGGUUCUUUGGACAUCAGAGGAUCCACACUGGGGAGAAAACUUAUGAAUGCAAGCAAUGUGGAAAGACAUUCACAAAAAACUCCAAUCUUGUAGUACAUCAGAGAGUUCACACUGGGGAGAAACCUUAUGAAUGCAAACAAUGUGGAAAGACUUUCCAACUGAGCUCCAAUCUUGCUGAACAUCAAAGAAUCCACACUGGGGAGAAACCUUAUGAAUGUAAGCAAUGUGGAAAGACAUUCAGUCGUCACUCUGUUCUUGCUGUACAUCAGAGGAUGCACACUGGGGAGAAACCUUAUGAAUGCAAGCAAUGUGGAAAGACAUUCAGUCAUAGCUCUGGUGUUGCUUAUCAUCAGAGAAUGCACACUGGUGAGAAACCUUAUGAAUGCAAACAAUGUGGAAAGACAUUCAGUGAUAGAUCUGGUCUUGCUUCUCAUCAGAGGGUCCACACUGGGGAGAAACCUUAUGAGUGCAAGCAGUGCAGAAAGACAUUCAGUCAUAGCUCUGGUCUUGCUUAUCAUCAGAGGAUGCACACUAGGGAGAACCCUUAUAAGUCUAAGCAAUGUGGAAAGACAUUCAGUCAGAGCUCUGAUCUUGAAUAUCAUCAGAGGAUGCACACUGGGGAGAAAUCUUAUGAGUGCAAGCAAUGUGGAAAGAGAUUCAGUUAUAGCUCUGGUGUUGCUUAUCAUCAAAGGAUGCACAAUGGGGAGAAACCUUAUGAAUGCAAGCAAUGUGGAAAGACAUUCUCUCAGAGUUCUGGACUUGUUGUACAUCAGAGGAUCCACACUGGGGAGAAACCUCAUGAGUGCAAGCAAUGUGGAAAGACAUUCAGUCAUAGCUCUGGUCUUGUUUAUCAUCAGAGGAUUCACACUGGGGAAAAACCUUACGAAUGCAAGCAAUGUGGAAAGACAUUCAGACAUAGCUCUGGUCUUGCUUAUCAUCAGAGGAUGCACACUGGGGAGAAACCUUAUGAAUGCAAGCAAUGUGGAAAGACAUUCACUCAGAGCUCUGGUCUGUCUAUACAUCAGAGGGUCCACACUGGGGAGAAACCUUAUGAGUGCAAGCAAUGUGGAAAGACAUUCAGGCAUAGCUCUGUUCUUGCUGUACAUCAGAGGAUGCACACUGAGAAGAAAGCUUACAAAUGCAAGUAAUGUGGAAAGACAUCCAGUCAGACCUCUGGUGUUGCUUAUCAUAUGAGGAUGCUCACUGGGGAGCAACCUUAUGAAUCCAAGCAAUGUUGAAAAACAUUCAAUGAGACCCCUUAUCUUUCUAUUUUGUGAAAGAAAUUUGCACCCCCAUUUCUGGGGCAACAUACCUAGUGUGAUCCUAAACUUGAAUCAGGUGAGGAUUAUGUGAUGGAAAUCAUUGAGUUAGGAUAGCAUGGCAGCAAUCAUGAGAUGAUUGCAGGGUGAUGUCCCCUGCAUAGCCCCCUGGACUGUGUGCCUGGGUGGCGAGUCAAAAUAGAAAGUCAUGGUUAACUCCUGAGAUGAAAUUUGUGGGUUAGUGGGCAGAGAAAAGGUUUGAUCAACUGAGGCAAUAGCAGAUAUCCAAGCUCUUUUCUUUCAGUUUUGUUGCUGGCUAAACUUCCUUGUGAGCAUGACUAGGGCACCUUAAUGGUGGCCACAAGAUUACAAGCUAAAUGGAGUAAUGAGGAAAGUAUAUCUCCUAUAUUUCCAUUCACCCUACCUUAGAUUAAAUAGUUUAGAGCCAGUCUCAUAAUCUUUCCUCUUAUACUGUACACCACAGAAACCGGAAAUUCAAUACAUUGCUAUCACCUUGCUCAGAAUCAGACAAUUCACUCUCUAAUGUCAAAAGUUCUCCUAAGAUUCGUGAAAAGAUUAACAAUAUUAAAAUAUGUAAAUAUAAAUAUGAAAUAAAAUUUAAAAAAUAAUAAAAUAUAUUAAAAUGUGGUCACCAAAAAUUAAUAUAUGUCAAUUUAAAAUUAAUUUUAUAGUAGUUUAUUUACAAAAGGAGAGAGAAUAAGAAUAGAGAAAUGAGAAAGGUCAGAGUAAGAAAUAUAGCUUAACAAGCUAGAUUAUUUGCUCCAGCCUUGGCUUUACUCAGGUAGGACUAAUUAUACUCUAUCCAUGAAGCCUUUUCUAAGAUUGAGGCCACUCCAGAGGCUAGUCCCUCCAGAAAACCAGGAAAAGGAGUCAGCCUUUUCACGUAUCCUCUCUGUAUUCCCAAGGGAAUGUCCAAGAGCUGCCUCAACAAUGCCCGAGUCUCAGGUCCACAAAGCCUCUAGCUUGAACUCCAAACUCCAAAGAACUACUCGUCACAGAAAGCUGCAACUCCUUUUAAAGACACUUCUUUGAGUUUCUUCCUGUGCAUUCCUUCUACUUCAUGUGGUUCAGUUGUAGCUUUAGCUUUACUUAGGACUGCCCAGAAGAUAGUCAUUUCUGAUUCAUCACCCACUUUAGCACAUGUGGGUCACAGAUUUCCCCCACUUAAAGAUAAAAAAGGGGUGUAUACACUUCUGUGAUUAAACCUAAAAAUAAACAGAGGAUAGCUAGUCCCAUCUUCACAAGGUCCCCUGUGACCAUUUGGGAGACUAGUAUCCCUAAUUGAUUAACAUGAUUAGCUUAUACCUCUAAAAAUCAUCUAACUAUAAGUGUAUGCAAUAUUGUACCUUCUAGGAGGAAACUAAAAUAGAGAUAAGAGGAAAAUAGGAGAGAGAGUAAAACCAGUGUUUUCUAGGCUCAUUGACAAAAAGUCAAUAGGGGGAACUCCCCUUUGGGAUAAGAGUGUACCUUAAAAAAUAAAUGUGUUCAACACCCUUCAGUUCAAUCAAUUGCACCCCAAAGUUCAUUCUGGGUCUUAUUGAUGCAGUGUAGGUCUCUGCAGUCAUCUUUCUUCAAACAGUUCAUAUUCUGGAAUCAAGGAGUUAGCAAGGUUCUUUCCCUGAAAUUUUUCUCAAACAAUUUUAAAUAGUGGGUUUUAUGACAAAUACAAUCUUGUUGAGGAGGUUGUUGACCAAUACCAAGAUCAACUCAGGAUACAUGGUUCAGUUAUGGGGUUUUAUGAGUCAAUUUAUCAAAAGAAAAGCCAAAGACAUGAAAAGAAAAACAAAUUUAAAAAAAAUUUUGGAGAAAAAGAAUUAAAAAUAGGAAUCAGAAUAUUAAAAAAUCUAUAUAAAAAUUUUCAGUAAAUAAUGAAUUUAUAAUAGAACUGUGUAUUAUGGUCCAAUUAAAGUAAUUUUGGUCCCACAAGUCUGUAUGACAAAAUUCAGUAAUCUUGCACUUUCCCAUUAUUAGCCAAGACUACACAAAGGUCCCAUAUUAUGAGAUUAAGAAGGAGUAGGUUUCAGCAGCAAAUGGGAACUAGCAUUCCCUGCCUUCAUUUUCCCUUUUCUCACAGGGGUAGGGUAGCCAGGAAUUGCCACUGAAGUGAGGUGCUUGGUAGAAUGUGGCACAGGGGAAGACCUGUGUCUGAUGUAGGUCAAACAGUCACAAUCUUGAACCCCAAAGAAGUUCAACUCCUCUUGGCGAAGAAUCUCAUCAAUCCCACUUAGAUUGGUUGGUCUCCUUGACUUUGUGCUUCCUGACACUGUAUAAUGGCUCUUUUUUUACCUUUUAUUGGAAUCAGGCCUAUUCAUUAAUCAUAGUCUCAUAACAUUCAUCAUUAAAUGGCAGGUUAUCAUAGUCUAAAGCCAUUGGGCAUGCAAUAAUAUUAGAACGGAUAUAUUUUUGGGCUUUUUACUGCAAAAUCAGAAAAAGAUCAAUAUUGAUUAUAUGUACUUUAAGUAAAAGAAAUAAGUAAAAGGGAAGAAAAGUCCAAAUAUUCUAUUAAAAGAAAAAGCAAUAAUAAAUUAAAAUUUCAGGAAUUCAAUGUAUUCCCAAAAUCAGUCUCCACUUGCCCAUGAAUUUUUAUCUCCAAUGCUUGUGACAGAAUAUAGUCAAUCAGUUUCAAUAGCAGGUACACUCUUAAAGUGAGAGUGUUACAAGGGAAUCACUUUAAAAGACUGAUAUAUAUUAAUUUAAGGUCGCCAAGGAAUCAGCUAUGUAAUUCCUAAAUGAAAACUUAAGUCAGCCGUCAAUCUUUUAUGGAGUUUAAUUACAAUAGGAGGAAGUAAUUAGAGAUAGAGAGAGAGAAAAGGGAGAGAAGGAAAUAGGGCUUAAAUACCCCUUCUGUUUCGGCUGGGCCAAAAGGCCCAAGCCCUUAGAUAGCUGGGGCAAAGAAAAGAGAUCAGUCCCUAUUACUCACGUGACCAAAAUGGAGAAACAGUCUCAGAGGCCCCCACCUUCAGCUUCCUUCAGAGCAAGCUUCUCCGAGCCCACACCGACCACACCGACCAACUACUCAAAAACCUCCCUUGGAGUCUUCAGACCCCCUAUCUUUAAGGAAACCCUCCAAGUUGCCUCCCCUCAGUCCUCACAUCUACCAAUCACCUGUCCAUCAAUUUCCCUGUGCCAAUGGAGGCUCUAGCUUAACCCAGGACCGCCCAGAGGCUUUGCACAUGUCUGUUGAAGGUCAUAUUUUCAAAUGAUUAAAUCUUUGCUCCUUUGCUACAGCCCUUUCUAAAUCCUGUUAGGACUGAGUAGGGUGGAGAUUGAUUCCAAGUAUCUCCUUCUAUCAAUUCUAAAAUCAAUCAUGACUCAAAGAAAUUCUUGACCUAUGCUUAAGCAUAGGUCAAAGUCCUUUCCAUUGUUCAGCAAAAGGUUUCUGUCCUAAAGUAAUCUUAAGAAGGGAAGAGAAGGAACCUCCCAUGCCAAUGGGGUUCCCAUUCCAAUAGACUAUCAGUAAGAAAUUUUCCAAGUAUGAAAUAUCCCAAUGGUGAAAUUUCCAACAUUUAUAAGUCUAAGGAAUUUUGAGGUUUACAAGAGCAAUGAAUCCAAGAUUCCUUUUCUCCAAUUUUUAUAGCUGUUGGGAGUGGUUAACAAUAUUUGUAAUGGACCUUCCCAGGAAUACUGAGUUGCUCCUGUGCAGUGGAAAUUCUUCAUGUAUAACUUGUCUACUGGGUUUUGGUCUUGAAGUGAAGAGUCUAUUGUUCCUCCUUGUACUGCAGCUCCAGAUUGAUGGAGUUCUCACAAUUUGUUCUGCAAUUCCUGUAUAUCGGAAGAAGUAGAAGUAUCUCCCCCUAAUAGUGAUGUAUAUGUAGGACUUUUGCCUAAAAGACUUAGCCUGUAUUGGGGAGUAUCCAAAAUGCAUCUCAAAUGGUGAGAUUUAUAGAUCUCCCAUAGUCCUGCUUCUAAAUUAAAUAGGUCUACAGGGAGAAUUUCAGGCCAUUUUAAAUGUCUCGGUUCAUAAUUUUCCAAUUAUCAUUUUAAGCUCUCUGUUCAUUCUUUCAACUUCACAUGAGUUCUGGGGACAAUAUGGUACAUGGAAUUUGGGAGUUAUUCCUAGACAAGAAUAUACCUGGGAUCAAACCGAAUUGGUAAAAUGACUUCCCAUGUCUGAAUCAAUAUGUGCAGGCAGGCCAAAUUGAGGAAUAAUCUCUGAAGUUCACCUUGGCAACAAAAGCCACUGUGGCUCAGGCAGUAGGAAAUGCUUCCAGCCAUCUGGCCAUUUGAUCCACCAUGACUAGAGAAAAUGUAUACUGUCCUGCCUUAGGCAAAGUGAUAAAAUCAAUUUGCAGGUGCUCAAAAGUUGUGUAAGCCAGAGGAUGCUGUUAAAAUUAUUUAUGGUUAGACUCUGAAUAUAUUAAUUAUGUGGUCGCCAGGGAUUUAAUUUCUAAAUCCCAAAAUGAAUUACUGAAGUAAAUGGAAUUUAUGGUAGGUUAUUUACAAUCUUUACAAUAGAUGGAAGAUGUUAAGGAAUGAGAGAGAAAGAGAAAACUCUGGCUUAUUCUGAUACUAAUUAGAAUCUCUAAGUUCCACCCAGGGGAAGAGUGUCUCAAGAAGAUGGGCUUUACAUGGAGGCUUCACACCUCCAGAAAAGAGGGGUAACUAAGUCAGCUUUUCACAUACCAAUGGUAACAGUCUAAAAAGAAGUCUGGAUGUUGGUCUUCUAGUCUCUCCAUCAUUCACUCCAAGCCCAAGUGACUGACUCUUCAGUCUUUUUUUCCUUUAUUUAAAGACCUUUCUCUCUUGCGUCACCUCCUCUAAAUUUUCACAUCUACCAAUCACAGCAGACACUUUUCUCCAGGACUGCCAAUUCUUUAGUUCUCACCUUCCUUGGUUAGAUCUUAUCUAUGGGUUACUUAAAUCCUCUUUUGUCAAGUUCACCUUUUGUGGAUACUUAACACCUUUUUGUAGUUAAAAUCUAAAAAUAGAUUGUAGCUUACAAUUCUAGCUUCACAACAAAGGAAGAGCUAAGUAUCUUCAUUGUUACAAUCAGGAGAUCGCUACAUCCAACCUUCACAGUUUGGGUAGUAGCUCUAGACCUUACUCUAGGCUUAUAUGAGCCAUCUGUCCUGCAGACUGCCUUGAGGUGGAACUUUGGGAUGUGUUUGGGCUUGGGCAAGGGCUCAGAACGUCCUUCUGUCCUGCACUGCGGCUUGGGGCCUCAGUGCAGAUUUCAGAUUUUAAGAGGUGUGUGGGAUUGCACUACUGUUGGCUUUGGCAGGGUCUCAGGGUCUUGCAGGCUUGGGCCCACGUUCCGAACCCUGAGUAGUAGAGGAUUUCAGACUCCCAAAUUGUUUUCUGAAGAAAAAUUGCUUUACUUUGUCCCUUUGUUGACUCUCUCACAGAAUUCAUUUUGAAGCAUUAUUUUAAGGGAUUUUUGAGAGGAUUUCAGUGGACUGAGUUUUCUUCUACUCUGCCAUGGUAACUCUAUCCACCUACUAGUCUUGUUUUGUGAGAAACUCAGAUCUUAAGAGCUUACUGAAGUGGGAAAAAGAAACAAGCAAAAACAUAUUUUUUUAGGGUCUGAUGGCAGAAUUCAAGGCUAACUUUGUCCCUGCUGUGCAACCUUGGAUGGAGAAAUGCACUUCUCUGGGCUUCCACCUUCGGUCCUGAGACUUGAUGAACAUCUAUGGAAAGAUUCUUUGGAGAUUAUGGCUCCAGUUUAAAGAGUUGCCUUUUAAGGAGGAAAUGGUAUUCUCAACAAUAGGCAGGAAUAAUGAGGUCUUGAUGGUUUUAUGAGGCUAUCAAGUGAAGAUGAGAAAAGCUAUUUGGUCUCUUCUGCUAAGAAUGGCCAGGGAACAUGAAAAGGGGCCUUGUAACUUGGGACCUUCCAUUGGAAUAUGGGCACCUGGUGAAGAAAUAAUAUUGAAAAAUGUAUCUUGGCCUCAAAAGAUGAAGCUAUUCAAAGGUGAAACGUAAAAAAAAGCCUUGGUUUCAUUAUGAAAACAUGAGUCUCUGCUACCUAUCUGUCUGCAGUGUAAGGAGGGAAGGGAGCAGCUAGAUAAGUUUUUGAAUUGUAGACAUAGAAGGUUCUAUCAGUCUGAGGAUAACGUGGCAUGGUGCAUAGAAGUCUGGGCUUGACACCAGGCAGGCAUUAAGUACUGAAUGUCACUUCUCAUACUAGCCAGAUGAACCAAAAGGGUGUCCUUCUCUGGGGGUUAUUGUGAAGAUCAAGGAGACAAUAUGGACGGUGAUUUUCACAAUUUUUGACAUGUAAUUUAUUGAUACAAAAUCUGAGAUUUCGAAGGGAACUUGGUAGGCAUAUAAGUCAACGUACAUAUACAUAUAAGAGUUUCUAGACUUUCUUUGUGCCAAGCAUUUAUUUGUUGAUCUGUUGAAGCCAAUAGAUCCCUUCUCAGAAUAAUGAUAGGAGGCACAAGUGGAUGGAGUGAUGGACUUGGGCACCAAGAAGAGUCCAGUUAUCUUUUAAAUUAAAAUUUUAACUACUCGUAUGAUCCUGGUUAAAGCAUAUCACCUGUGUUUCCCUCAGUUUCCUCAUCUAUAAAAUGGGAAUAAUAGUAACAUAUGCCUUCCAGAAUUGUUGUAUGAAUAAAAUAAGAUAAUAUUUGUAAA